AUGUCUUCCUCCCAUGGCAAGCAUGAUGAGAAGGCACAGCAGCCCCGCAGCAACCCUGACAAAAUGAGCAUCGCAUCGGUCUUGAACGACCACGAUCUGGUCCAGGACCAAAAGACCGGUUACCAGGCAAGCCCACUUGACGAUGCCAACUCGACGGACGACGAUUUGGAAUGCAGAGACUACUCUGCGUUCGUCAAAUAUCGUGGGAGUGAGACCCCGUCCACUAGCUCCAACGAAUCGACAACGUCGGGAUCAAAGCGUGGUCGACGUCCUCGCUUGCCCUGCAAGAAAUACGAGCUUGAGCAAGCAUAUUUCAUUUGGUAUCACCGGAUAGACUUGCGCGAAAACUGGGACAACGUCGAACAAGAAUUCCACCGCCAGUUCGGCGAAGCCAGAAAAAAGGCCGGGCUUCAAUGCAAAUUUUAUCGUGUUCUCGGCGAAGCAAACGUCGAAAAAAUAAGAGAACAAGCAAGAUCGCAGCUCAGACUCCGAGGAGACAAGUUCAACAAGUACGGAGUGGUGCAACGAACGGCCCGGCGAUUUCCCUGGAUGAGGCCAGAGGACCAAUUGAUCCCUCCAUUGCCCUGCUUCACCAAGCGAGGCGGCUGCGGACAGCCGGCCUGUGAGAUUUGUUCCGGAAGGAAGAGGACAUGA
This is a messenger RNA of Fonsecaea erecta, 654 nucleotides long. RefSeq lists its product as hypothetical. The transcript has a single exon. The record is from RefSeq and is a predicted model, not a curated record. Lineage: Eukaryota; Fungi; Ascomycota; Eurotiomycetes; Chaetothyriales; Herpotrichiellaceae. Bases 1 to 654 code for a protein of 217 amino acids.